Molecule: messenger RNA, 1038 nt
Organism: Sodiomyces alkalinus F11
Lineage: Eukaryota; Fungi; Ascomycota; Sordariomycetes; Glomerellales; Plectosphaerellaceae
Product: hydrolase
Exons: 2
Coding region: 1-1038 (345 amino acids)
Source: RefSeq, a predicted model, not a curated record
AUGGCACAAUCUAACGAGACGGAGGGACUGUUGCCCCUUUGCCGGGAUGUCGUCUUCCCGGUCAAGGCCGUCAAGUCGAUCGAGGGCGAAUUCUCCCUAGAAAACUACGACCUCAACGUGCUCUUCGGCUGGGCAUCUAGGGAGGUUCUCCGCGACGGCGAGUACGAGAUCUCGGCACGCCUAUGCGAGCCCGCGUCGGGCAUCGAGCGCAAGGAGAUGCUGCAGCUCCUGAUCCACGGCGCGACCUUUAAUAAGGUCAUGUGGGAUUUUCCCUAUAAGCCAGAGACGUACAGCUGGACCCGGUUUAUGACGGCCGCGGGCUACACGACUCUGGCAAUAGACCUUGUGGGGAACGGAAACAGCUCCAAGCCCGACGGCCUCUUCGAAGCUCAAACAGGGACCUUCAUCCAAACAGUCCACCAGGUAAUCGAAACCAUUCGCGCCGAUGAGACCGCCCUCGGCCGUACUUUCGACAAGAUCGCCAUCGUCGGCUUCUCCAUCGGCGCUAUCGUCGCCAACUCCAUCGCCGACAGGUACCCUUCUGACGCAGACGCUAUUGUCCUCCUCGGUAUUACUUGGGACCUCGCAUGGAUCUAUCCUGCCUUCCUUACUGGCAUGCAAACCGCAGCAAAUCUGGUCGACCCGGAGCGCUGGGGCGACCUCGACGGCUGGUACCAGACGCAGCCGACGCGGGCGACGCGGCGGCUGGCCUGCUUCGCGGGCGACUUUGAAGAGGGCGCCGUGCAAACUGACUUUGAGACGCGUGAUAUCGACACCUUUGGUACGGCUGUUACCUUUACGUAUCAUCUUGUUACGGCUCCUCAGUAUGUGGGUCCAGUGUUCCUAGGGCUCGGGAAGGACGAUUCGACUUUCUGCCCGCGGACUUGUGGGAUCGAACCGUACAAGGUCUAUACUCAGUUCCCUAAGGCGAAGGAGCAUAUGGUCAAGGUGUAUCCGAACACGGGGCAUGCGCUGAUGUAUCAUCGUGUUGCUCCUGUCUUGUUCGCAGACUGCAGGGAAUUUUUGGACGCGUUUUGA